This is a messenger RNA of Scylla paramamosain (green mud crab), 1324 nucleotides long. Its product is annotated as homeobox protein mab-5-like. Gene Ontology annotation, molecular function: RNA polymerase II cis-regulatory region sequence-specific DNA binding; DNA-binding transcription factor activity, RNA polymerase II-specific. The coding region runs from base 1 to 945 and encodes 314 amino acids. Gene Ontology annotation, biological process: anterior/posterior pattern specification; negative regulation of transcription by RNA polymerase II. Gene Ontology annotation, cellular component: nucleus. Lineage: Eukaryota; Metazoa; Arthropoda; Malacostraca; Decapoda; Portunidae. The transcript is spliced from 2 exons. The record is from RefSeq and is a predicted model, not a curated record.
AUGAGCUCCUAUUUUGCCAACGUGGCCACGGCGGGCAGCUGGGGCACCACCACGCAGGAGCAGUGUGCCUACAUGCAGUCCUCCAGAUGUCCUUCAGGAUACCCAGACAUGACCCAGGCCUAUACACAAUAUACUGCCGGGAUGCAGGCCUACCGCUACCCUGGCGCCUACCCAGCCCUGGGCACCAUCACAGCAACAAACAAGGUCGCUUAUGACCACGUGCCCUCAUCUUCCAAUAACUCACCCUCGCCAGCGCCAACAACCUCUUACGAUGCCACUCAAAGCUACUACCCUGCCAUAACUUCCCCUAAGAGUGACAUGACAGUGACCCAAGCAACAGGAGUGCCUUCUUCAGGAGUGCCUCACGCCGUCAGCCCAGUGAACAGUGACUACACCGGUGCUAAAAUGAACGGAUACGUGAAUCCUAUGACUGGGAUGACGCCCCCUCCUUGCGUCAGCGCGGUGCCCUCCAACCCCCUCAGCCCGGCAGAAGCCCUCAGCCAGGUUUAUAGUAGUGCGGCUCCUGAAGGGGUGAUGCAACCCUAUACCUCCAAGACCCAGUCCCCCGCCAACUACUACCAGUGGGUGAAGGCUUAUCCUGCAGCAGGUCAGGAUCCGGCCACGGGACCUAAGAGGACACGACAGACCUACACGCGGUACCAAACACUCGAGCUGGAGAAGGAAUUCCACUUCAACCGCUACCUGACGCGGCGGCGGAGGAUAGAGAUCGCCCACGCCCUCUGCCUCACCGAGCGACAGAUCAAAAUAUGGUUCCAGAAUCGAAGGAUGAAGGCCAAGAAAGAAAGUAAGCAAGCCAACGACAGCACCGGGGAGAAGAGCGAGGAGAGUGAGGAGAAGGAAGCAAGUGACAUGAGUUCCUCUCCUGAUCUCCUGCCUGGGGUGCUGACUGGACCUCUGCUGCCGGGAGCCCUCACCGUCACCUGAUAAGCCAGCAAGCACCAGGCUAGAGCACCGAAAUAAUCACAAUGACGUGGCGAUGCGCUCCAGAGGGUGAUGAUGGGAUAUCCAGGUAAUGAUGGCUUUUGCAGAUGGGCAAUGGUGAUGAUGGUGGUGACGGUGGUGAUGGUGGUGGUGGUAUAGCUCUUCUUCCAUGUAAAUAAGGGACUAGGAAUCAAACAAAUGCCUUAGGGGAGUUAAUGAUUUGGUCUUUAUUUUCUUCUGCCAAAUCAGCUAAGUGCUAUUUUUUUUACUGAGAGUGUAAUAGUAAGUGUGCAAUAUGAUGGCGUGAGUGCAGGUGAGAGGCAGCGGAGUGCAAUACGCGUGACCAGCGGGAACUUCUGACCUUCUUGCUUGUGUGGAGGCC